Messenger RNA from Dunckerocampus dactyliophorus (ringed pipefish), 4537 nucleotides. It is a transcript of the gene zbtb44, whose product is annotated as zinc finger and BTB domain containing 44. Gene Ontology annotation, biological process: regulation of transcription by RNA polymerase II; positive regulation of gene expression. The record is from RefSeq and is a predicted model, not a curated record. Gene Ontology annotation, molecular function: protein binding; RNA polymerase II cis-regulatory region sequence-specific DNA binding; DNA-binding transcription factor activity, RNA polymerase II-specific. NCBI's taxonomy places the organism in Eukaryota, Metazoa, Chordata, Actinopteri, Syngnathiformes, Syngnathidae. The transcript is spliced from 6 exons. The coding region runs from base 1005 to 3014 and encodes 669 amino acids.
CAGCGGCGGUCUUGCGUUCCGCGUUUUUAGCCUACUGUCGUGUCUGAUAGGCAUUGUUGUCUGGUGUCGGCGAGUUGCCGGCUAGCUGCUACGCUACUGGUAGCUUUUCUGCUAAUGCGCUAGCAUCGCUCGGUGCGUUGAGGAAGUCGGGGUUAAACGCGGUCAAACCGGAAGUUUAAUAAAUAUGGACUUCAAAAUGAAAGCUCUUGUUGUUAACUGAAUGUAAAAACAUGGUCAGGUAUGUAUCAUUAUAGCUGCCAGAUGACAAUGUACAACAUACCAUUAGUUAUUAAAGCGACGCCCAAAUGUAUACUAAUUAACUAUGGUUGUAAUUAUAGGAGUACUUAAUUGUGAAUUAUGCAUAAUACGAGCUAUUUGAACAAUUUGAUGAAUCUUGAAAAUACAGGAUUUACUAAUAAGCGGCCUGAUGUCAUCAGAAUAUGACAUUUAAUGUCAAGCUGCAUACACUCGCCACCGGUUGAACACAAGGAGGAAAUUAUGUGAUAAAUUCUACCAAGAGCUUUAAGAGACAAGCCCACUGUACAAUCUAAUAUAUAUUUGAGUUUAUUUUGCCACUGAAAUGCACAAACUGUAUUUACACACUUAAAUCUUGACAGUAGCCAUGUGAAAAUAAAGUCGAACAGCUAACGUGAUGUAUUUUAUUUUGAUAGCCGAAGCAGGAAGUGUUGUGUUUACUCUCUACCUUGAUUGGAAAUUGACACUUAGCUGAUGUUUGCUAAACUGUAUUGUUGACGAUGUAUUCAUUAAUUAGGCGUGUUUGGAACAUUUGAGGCUCCCUCUUCCAUGCCUUACGUAGACCACUUGUGCUUUAUGUGAACUUUAACCAAAAGGUUGUUUUUAACAGUGAUAUUUCAUCUGUCUGGCCACUUGCUAGUGUGUGAUGAUAGUUAAACAGUGAAAAGAGCAGGUUGUAAUCUGGACGUCGCCAUUACAAGUCAUUGAGAGGACACAAUUUACCCCCACGGUCAGAACUUGACUCUAUCAUGGGAGUCAAAACCUUCACCCACAGCUCGACCUCCCACAGCCAGGAGAUGCUCGAGAAGCUCAACACUUUGCGUAAUCAAGGUCACUUAUGUGAUGUUACCAUCAGGGUGCAAGACAAACAUUUCCUGGCCCAUAAAGUGGUCUUGGCUUGCUGCAGUGAAUUCUUCCGCUCUAAACUGGUUGGUCGACCAGAGGAGGAGGACAAGUUUGUGUUGGACCUUCACCACGUGACAGUUAGCGGCUUCGCUCCUUUGCUGGAAUAUGCCUACACGUCUACACUCUCCAUCAGCACAGAGAAUAUUAUUGAUGUCCUUGCAGCUGCGAGUUAUAUGCAGAUGUUUGCUGUGGCUAGUACGUGUUCAGAGUUCAUGAAGUCCAGUAUUCUAUGGAGCCCAAGUAACAGUAGUAACGACACAGUGGCAGCAGACAAACCCCGUGAAUCAGCACCAGAGAGUGCCUCAUCAAACUGUGUCCUAACGCCUCUUGACGGCAGCGUGUCACCUGUGUCGUCUGACUGUAGUGUCAUGGAGAGGAAUGUUCCCGUUUGCCGCGAGUCACGCCGGAAACGGAAGAGCUUUGUAACCAUGGCCUCGCCUGAGAGUCCGCUCAAAUGCACGACACAGAUGAUCACUACCUCCCCCCAGGUCCCCAAUCCAUCCCCCUCGUUCUCAGACAGCACGGCCCAGCCUGUGGAGUCCUCCCUGGCCUUCCCAUGGACGUUCCCGUUUGGCAUUGACAGAAGAUUCCACUCGGACAAAUCAAAGCUCCCAGAAAGCCCUCGUUGCCAAGAGCAGGCAGCCGCAGUUACUUCUGAAGUGGUGGUUGGUCGUCGACUCAGUGACUAUCUAACAUGUGAAAGCUCCAAGGCGGUGUCGCCACCUGUGCCAGCUGAGGAAGAUGACGUGAGGGUAAAAGUGGAGCGCCUCAGUGACGAGGAAGUCCAAGAUGCAUCGUCCCACCCCGUCACGGCCCCUCAGAACUCGCUAAAUGAUCAACAGACGGUGCCGGGAAGUGAACAGGUUCAGGAGGAUCUCCUCAUCAGUCCACAGUCAUCCUCCAUAGGGUCAUUGGAUGAAGGCGUGUCAGAGGGCUUGCCAUCAAUGCAGAGUACCUCUAACGCUGCAGGACAUGCAGAGGAUGAUGAAAGGUUGGAAGGUAUUCAGUAUCCGUACCACCUCUAUAUCAGCCCAUCAGCCCGGCCUGGCACCAACGGCCCUGACAGGCCCUUCCAGUGUCCAACCUGUGGAGUUCGAUUCACACGCAUUCAAAACCUGAAGCAGCACAUGCUCAUACACUCCGGCAUUAAGCCUUUCCAGUGUGACCGCUGUGGAAAAAAGUUCACACGAGCCUACUCCCUAAAGAUGCAUCGGCUGAAGCACGAAGGUAAACGCUGUUUCCGGUGCCAGAUUUGUAGUGCCACAUUCACGUCCUUCGGUGAAUAUAAGCACCACAUGAGGGUCUCCCGACACAUAAUCCGCAAGCCGCGGAUUUAUGAGUGCAAAACGUGCGGCGCCAUGUUCACCAACUCUGGCAAUUUAAUUGUACACCUGAGGAGUCUGAACCAUGAGGCAUCCGAACUAGCAAACUACUUCCAGAGCAGUGAUUUCCUCGUGCCCGACUACCUGAGCCAGGUGCAGGAGGAGGAGGAGGCGCUGGGAGUCCAGUAUGAACUGGAAGAAUCCCAACAUCACUCUGUCUAUACAGGCGGAGCAGCCUCUACUAUCAUUGCCACCUCGUCCUCCUCCUCAGUCCAGAUGCCUGUCAUCUCCCAGGUCUCCUCUUCUACCCAGAAUUGCGAGAGCUCAUCUGGCCUCCUUUCACCUGAUUCCCUGGAUCCCCUGGAAACCCCCACCUCCUUCAAGAUGGACACCGGCAAUGCUGUAGCUCUGACAGAGGAGACAAAGACAGACAACAGCGAAGGAGGGAGUUCACCGGAGGUGUUUAAACAAGAACACCAUCGCCGGCAGAACGCCCAGGCCAAGGAGUUGGCUUCCAUCACCAUCGAGUGAUUCAAGGCAUUCGUCCUGAGAUGACGCCAAAAGAAGUCAUCUGGACAUCACCGACUGCAUCAAGACUUGAGUUGGCCUGGUGAUGUUUUCCACUUAAAACAAGGUAAAUUAUUUGUUUCAAUUGUUUCCUUUUUGAAAAGGGAUUUAAAUUUUUCCCAUUUGAUGUGAGUGCACUGCCGCUGGAGGUGCGUUAAAUCCAAGCCUUGCCCUUUUGGAAAGUGCCUGAGAGUAACUGGUAACUUAUAGAAGAAGAGCACCUGAGUUUGCAACCAAUAACAAAUCAAAUCCUUACAAACUGGGUUUCAAAACGCUUUAUUUCUGUUAGGCUAGUUUAUAUUGGCAGUGUUAUUCCUUCUGUAUUGUCACUGUAGGCAAAUGUCAUUGAUGUCUAUGUUGCUAGUUUUUCAUGUCGUUUGCCAUCAGAAUGCAGUAUAUGUUGUUUGUACAUUGCUUUUUGAUAGAAAACUUACAUUACAUUUUGUGUAAACAUGUAAAACUUGAAUCGAUUUUUCUGCCAUCUAUACAUUUUUCUGAUCUAUGAUUAUUAGCACUGACAAGUAUCAAUUACACAGUUGUGGUCAGAAGUUGAUUGCCUCAUGUAGCCAGCUGAGAUAUUACAGAAAGUGUUUUAGAGAAAGACACUAUAGAGGGUUUCCAAAAAUGUAUAUUUUCAAGAAAUUAAUAUUUACUUCAGUGGUAAUAUUAACAAAUCUCAAAUUAUCUUUAAUAGGAUUUCCAACAUUUGUGAUGCAAGUGUUGGAAGGGCAGGCUUGCAAUAACUCCACUUUUUUUUAAAUGCCCUGUCUAGACAAAAUUAUCCAGAUGCACUUACAUGAUCAAUUAAUUACCAUAUUAUCCGAAGUAUAAGUCACACUUUUUUUCAUAGUUUGGCUGGUUCUGCGUCUUUAUAUACCAAAAUAUAUAUAGAAUUUAAUAUGUGCUGCCUUUAAGUCAAAGUGGGGCAAUGGUUGUUUGUUUUUUGGGGGGGUUUUGAUGACACCUCGUGGCCGCAAUAACUCAUUGAGUUGAGCUUGUGAUGCAGUGAGACACACAAAUUAAGUAAUGGAGAGCAUACGGGACGCUUUUUGUUAUGGAAUACUCUGCCUUGGAGACUGUGUCGUUGAGUAAGUAUAAUUAUAGGAUGAAAAGGAGGUAUAAAAGCGAGGAUAGGAUGAAAACGUAAUGAUUUUUUUCAAAUAAAAUAUAUAAAAAAACAAAGUGCUGACAAGUAAGUAUCCAAUAAAUCAAAUUCUCAAGUAAUGAAAUAUAUUGCUGUAGCAUAUCGAAAAAUGUAACGAAGUGUGUGUGUGUGUGAGUGGGGGGGAACUUAAAAAAAAAAAAAAAAAUUGUGCAUUAAAAAAAGCUCAUGAAAUUUGAACAGUGAAUUUUUAUUUUUAGUAAAGUAAAGUUCCUUAUUGGCUGAAGUGCAGCAUUAGUAGUUCCAGCUUGUAGCCCCAUUCUCUAUCGCUACUGAACAAUGGCGGCAAAGUCAAGAAAUGCUUAACAAAAAUUGGAACCACAGA